This is a messenger RNA of Halichondria panicea, 2114 nucleotides long. RefSeq lists its product as uncharacterized. Gene Ontology annotation, cellular component: endoplasmic reticulum membrane. Gene Ontology annotation, molecular function: oxidoreductase activity, acting on the CH-CH group of donors, NAD or NADP as acceptor. The coding region runs from base 106 to 1533 and encodes 475 amino acids. The record is from RefSeq and is a predicted model, not a curated record. Lineage: Eukaryota; Metazoa; Porifera; Demospongiae; Suberitida; Halichondriidae. The transcript has 3 exons. Gene Ontology annotation, biological process: sterol biosynthetic process; brassinosteroid biosynthetic process.
UAGGAAUGCUGUACAACCUGAAGUUCGAUCAUCCGAUUGUGCUGUACGUACAUGAGGCUCUUACAUUGAAUAUUACUCAAGGAGCUGUUGCUAAAGGCUAAGACAAUGAAAAGAGCAACUGAGAAGUCAGGCAAAGAGAAUUGUCAUGAUCAUGAGACUAAAAAUACAUCAAAUGGUACAGGCCAAUAUGUAAAUGGAAAACAAUCAACAAAGAGCAUUAUUGAAGAUGCAAAAAAGUUCUCAUACACUCAAGGUGCAGCUGUCAUCCCUCCUCUGCUUGUGUUCCUGUGUCCUGCAUUUGCAAUGGUCCUCAGCUACACCAUUGUCAAGCUCAAUGGUUCUCCAUAUGCUCUUUUUGCAAUGGUGAAAUCUAACGGCUGGAUUGGACUCUUUCAGAAUGCAUGGCUGCCGUAUAUUUUCGGCUCAAAAGUGGCGUGGUGUUACAUUCUCCCUUAUGCUGCAUUUCAGCUCAUUUUAAUGCGGAUUCUACCUGGGAAAGAGACAAAAGGACCGAUAACCCCUGCUGGAAAUGUUCCUAUAUACAAGGCGAAUGGAUUACUGAGUUAUUUUGUGACACUUGCUGCUUUCUUUGGAUGUGCUUAUGGAUUGAAUCUCUUCGAUCCUGCAGACAUUUAUGAUCACUACUUAGAGAUUAUUGGUGCAAUGAAUGUCGUUAGUCUUGUUUUUUGUGCUCUCCUCAUUGCUAAGGGACGCAUUCUCCCUUCAUCUACUGAUAAUGGUACGAGUGGUAGUGUACUGUUUGACUACUACUGGGGGACUGAGUUAUAUCCACGAGUGCUAGGAUGGGACAUCAAGAUGUUUACUAAUUGCAGGUUUGGUAUGAUGGGAUGGCCUCUGCUUCUAUUGUGCUAUGCUGCCAAGCAGCACCAACUGUAUGGGCUGAGUGACUCGAUGCUCGUCUCUGUUGGAAUACAGCUGAUCUACAUCACUAAGUUCUUCCACUGGGAAAUGGGCUACAUGAAGACUCUGGAUAUCAUGCAUGACAGAGCCGGAUUUUAUCUGUGCUGGGGGUGUCUAGUCUGGAUCCCGUCCGUCUACACAAGCCACACCCUCUACCUCACUAACCAUCCCAACCAGCUGGGACUGCCUCUGGCGAUAGCAAUAUUCACGAUUGGCAUUAUUUCCGUACUGAUCAACUAUGAUGCAGAUAGACAGAAAGAAAUAGUUCGAAACACCAACGGUAACUGCACUAUCUGGGGGAGAAAGCCAGUCACAAUUCUUGCUAGCUAUCGAACGACUACUGGUGAAAAGAAGACAAGUUUACUGCUUGCGUCUGGGUGGUGGGGUGUUUCUCGUCAUUUCCACUACAUCCCUGAGUUGAUGGCUGCAUUGGCAUGGAGCCUACCAGCACUGUUCAAUAGCGGGCUACCAUAUUUCUAUUUUGUGUUCUUGACAAUUCUACUCACACACCGAGCAAUCAGAGACGAUGGAAGAUGCAGAGAGAAGUAUGGCAAGCACUGGGAAGAGUACUGCAAGCAAGUGCCGAAGAAAAUCGUCCCUUUCCUCUUCUAGACGAGUUUGUAUAAUUAUGAUAUACAGACAUUUAACUAGGUAGAAAGUUGUAUAUAUAAUUAUAAAUUUUAUACGUAGUAACGUCCUAUAUAGCUAUUAUUAUAGUAAAAAACACUUUAGUCUAAGUUCAGCCAUUGUUACUAAUUAUUAUUGCUGUCACAAUGCACAUUCAUUGUGAAAUAUUCAUUUGCACAAAGAGCCAUUUGGUUAGUAUAAUUAUAUUCAUAUAACUAUUGUGAAUGAAGUGUACGGGAUGAUUGGGAUCAAGUCAAUUAAAAUGAAACUGAUAGCCUAUAUAUAUAUAUAUAUUGUCCUACAUCAUCGUAUCAGUUUCUUUGUCCUUUCUGACCAUCAAUGGGCUUCUCCUGACUUUGUGACCUGUCUUCCUUUGAGCUGCUCCCACUGUCUUUAGCGAUAUCAUCUUUAUUUUCUUCAACUUCAUUCUUUGCUGUCUCACUGACAAUCAACUCGUCAUUCACUUCGCUCUUUUGAAUUUCAGUUUUGUCGCUUGUUGCCUCAAAACUGGCCUUAUCAAAAACUCCAUGCUCGUCUAAAUGAUCUAGUAGAGUGCACACAAAAGC